CCACGUGUAAGAAUAUAAACAACUGAGGAAACUCGGGUCCAAUUAGAUUCUGUGAACAGUGUGGCAUGUUUACACAAAAUGGACCGUAAGGAUGUGGGUGUGGCUGUGUCGAUCGGUGUUGGUAUAGGGUUUGUCCUGGGGUGGUUUAUCAGGGGACGAACUUUCAAAAGAAUUCCGUACCCGGCUGCCGGUGUGAAGAAUACAGACGUUGAUCUCACAGAUAACGCUCUGAAAUUGUCAGACAAUGGAGAGUAUAAGCUGGUAUUGGUUGUGCGACAAGACCUUAAGAUGGGAAAAGGAAAAGCAGCAGCACAAUGUUGUCAUGCUGCCGUUCAUGCCUCAGAAUUUGUGGCCAGAAGUAAACCAGAACUAUUCAACAAAUGGAAAAUGACAGGUCAACCCAAGGUUGUGGUCAAGGCUGACUCGGAAAGAACGCUUAUAGAUUUAGCUAAGAAAGCAAGGUCUCUAGGACUAAAUGCCAGUCUAAUACAAGAUGCGGGUAGAACACAGAUUGCUCCAGGGUCCAAAACUGUGUUAGGUGUAGGACCAGGACCUGAGAACUUGGUAAAUGAGGUCACAGGGCAUUUAAAGCUUUGCUGAUUCCCACAGUCUGAAACACAAUGUCAUGUUUUUUGUUAUUGUUGAAAAUAAACUAAAGAUUGUAAAGUAA
This is a messenger RNA of Saccostrea echinata, 670 nucleotides long. Its product is annotated as peptidyl-tRNA hydrolase 2, mitochondrial-like. The record is from RefSeq and is a predicted model, not a curated record. Gene Ontology annotation, molecular function: peptidyl-tRNA hydrolase activity. NCBI's taxonomy places the organism in Eukaryota, Metazoa, Mollusca, Bivalvia, Ostreida, Ostreidae. Gene Ontology annotation, cellular component: cytosol; mitochondrion. The transcript is spliced from 5 exons. The coding region runs from base 79 to 600 and encodes 173 amino acids.